AACCACUCUACGGCAAAUGCUCCAAUCCACGAUUAGAGUCUCUCAAGUAAAGGCCGCCAGCCCCGGUUUCGACGACCGCCGGCGCCGAGUCUCUGGCCGAUUCCUCCUGCUCGCCACGACUCUGAUCGGAAUCUUCAAUUCUCCACUCUGCCAGUUAAAUUGUUUUGGCCACCAUUGAUACUUGGUCGAAAGAAUUGUAACUAACAUCAAAAGGAUGGAUAAAGUUAUUUUAGGCAUGCCAGGACCAUGGGCUGAUGAUAUCUAUGAAGUAGCUGAUCAUUACACCAAUAAAAUUGGUGGACUUCCAGACUGGCCUUUUUCGGUUAGCAUGAUAAGGUCUCAUCUGCUUGAGUGCAGUGCUUGUAAAAACAGUCUAUGUCUCCUUGCACAGGUUAUACAAUUUGAAGCUGUUUUAUUGCUGAGAUGUUUAUCGUUUUUCCCCAAUCCAUGACAGAUGCUAAUAUUUUGUUUGCUAUCUCAUCUUUCAUUUGCAUACUCAGGUUUAUGCUCCUAUUUCAAAAAAUCAUAUUAGUAUUGAAGAACGGGUAAUUUAUAUUUUUGGUUGUGCUGCAUCAAAAUGUGGGAGCACACCCGCAAGGUGUUUUAAAAUCCAAUUCCAGCAUAGAGUUAAGCAAAUGAUGUAGUUUUGUGCUGAUUAGAUGUACUUGUUUUAUACAUUCUGCUUUCCAUAUAGCUGGAGAGCUCUUAGAGUUCAGAAACCUGUUAGUGGUGAAGGAUCAAAAUUCCCCUCUGAUGAUGAUACUGCCCCUUUACCUGAAUUUUCUGUUUCCACUACAAAUAAUGACUGGAAAAAGGAUUUGUGGAGUUUUGAUUCUGCUGAAGAGGAGGAUGCUGAAAAUGAUAUAGACUUGGAAGAGUUGAGUAGGGCAUUUUCUGAGGCUGCUAGCCUGGCCUCUCAUUCCAAGAAGAAAAUUCGCGAUCAUGAGCGUAAUGCAAAACCGUUGUUAUUAGGCCACACAUCUCGAGUAGUUGAUGGAAAAAAACCAGUGAUGCCUUGUUUCUAUAUACAUGCGGAGGAGGAGAAGUUCUCAAAAAAAUCACUGCCUUUUAUCAUUGAACGAAAUGUUGAAUUUGAUAAUUCAAAUGAUGAAGUGUGGGAAGAGGAGAAGUAUGAAUAUGACAGUGCACUGAAUGUAGACAGGACUUUCUUUAAAUUCAAAAAGCGAAUAGAUGCAUACCCACAGCAAUGUUUCAGAUACUCAUACGGCGGAAAGCCACUAUUAGCUUCUGCAGAGCAGUGUGAUCCUGAGAAAUGCAGGAUGUGUGGUGGAUCUAGGCACUAUGAAAUGCAGUUGAUGCCCCCAUUGUUAUAUUUUCUACAUGAAGCUUGUAGUGACAAACUGAAGCAAUCUGUGGAUAAAUGGAACUGGGUGACUUUAAUUGUGUAUACAUGUUCCAAGAGCUGUUGGGACAUUUCAUCUGAAGGAAACUGUGGCAAAGAUGAUGGGUGGACGGUAGCAGAGGAGGCCAUUGUUGUACAGUAUGAAUAGAAUGCUAAAAUUAGUGCCAAGGAGUAAUACAAUACUUUGACUAUA
Messenger RNA from Cuscuta campestris, 1556 nucleotides. The record is from the annotation of a GenBank genome assembly. Lineage: Eukaryota; Viridiplantae; Streptophyta; Magnoliopsida; Solanales; Convolvulaceae.